AUGAGUGUUCGUCUAGCCGCCCGGCGGCUGGCGUUGUCAGUGCCGUCCUCAGCACCAUCCUCCCAGCCAAGGGCCCUCCUCGCCACUCCCACGACGGUCCAGCGCCGCUAUAAAUGGUCCCUGAACGUCUUCAAGGAUUGGGGAAAGCCCAGCUCCGGCAACGCGUCGUCUUCUCGUGGUUCCGACCCCACCAUCUCGGAGCUCGACGAUCCAAAGAAGCGCCAGCAGUUCCUUGAAAGGAACCUGCACGGCUCCGUCGAGGACAACAUCUUUCAAGAUGAGAUAGAGACGGCGUCAACCCGUACGUCGCCGGCCGAUGCCGACGUCCAGCAGCAAGCCGAGCAGAAGACUCGCGAGAACAUGGCGAUGGUCACGGAUCCGGAUCCCCGAAGCCGAAUUUGCUGGCAGCGCAAAAAGGUCAUCCAGAUGGUCCGCAGCAAGGGCCAGUUGACGAGGGACGAGAAGAUCAAGAUGACGGAGCGACAGCUUGUCCACAAGAGUCACUUCAUCCCGACGAGCGUCAAGAAGCUCGUCAUGUUGUCACGACAAAUCGCCGGCAAGGACAUCGACGACGCAAUCGCCCAGAUGCAGUGGUCCAAGAAAAAGAUGUCGGCCGAGGUCCGAUACUAUCUCGAGGAGGCGCGUGAUCUCGCCAUCGCUCAGCGUGGCAUGGGACUCGGCAAAGUCAACGGUGAAGUCCUUGCGAAGCCGCGCAAGAUUCGGACAAAGGAGGGCAAGUGGGUAGAAAUCACCGACCCGACGCGCAUGUACAUUGCCCAGUCGUGGGUCGGUAGAGGACCGUGGCGCGGCAAAGAAAUCGACUACAAAGGGAGAGGGCGAAUGGGAGUCAUUCAACACCCAAGCACAAGCUUCACAAUUCUCCUCAAGGAAGAGAAGACAAGGAUACGGGAACAUGAGGAACGCGAGGCAAAGAAGGCCGCCAAGGGGCCAUGGGUUCAUCUACCCAACCGCCCCAUUCACGGGCAACGGCCGUACUACACCUGGUAA
This is a messenger RNA of Drechmeria coniospora, 1008 nucleotides long. RefSeq names its product mitochondrial large ribosomal subunit. The transcript is spliced from 3 exons. Gene Ontology annotation, biological process: ribosome assembly; translation. Bases 1 to 1008 code for a protein of 335 amino acids. Gene Ontology annotation, cellular component: mitochondrial large ribosomal subunit; ribosome. The record is from RefSeq and is a predicted model, not a curated record. Lineage: Eukaryota; Fungi; Ascomycota; Sordariomycetes; Hypocreales; Ophiocordycipitaceae. Gene Ontology annotation, molecular function: structural constituent of ribosome.